Molecule: messenger RNA, 2478 nt
Organism: Lemur catta (Ring-tailed lemur)
Lineage: Eukaryota; Metazoa; Chordata; Mammalia; Primates; Lemuridae
Gene: ASAH1
Product: N-acylsphingosine amidohydrolase 1
Exons: 14
Coding region: 189-1430 (413 amino acids)
Biological process (GO): fatty acid metabolic process
Cellular component (GO): lysosome
Molecular function (GO): N-acylsphingosine amidohydrolase activity; fatty acid amide hydrolase activity
Source: RefSeq, a predicted model, not a curated record
UGCAGGUUUCUUCUGCAGCCUGGAAGGUCCCCUCUGCCCGCUGCUCCUUCCACGACACUGAAACACUGAAAGCCCCGACCUCUGCGUUCGGCUUGGUCUCCUCCCAUCCCCACCCCCAGCCCCGAGUGGUGCGUCCCGGGUCGCAGGUCACGCGGCGGUGGGGGCGCGGCCUGCUAGGAGCCCAGGUGAUGCCUCUGGAGGCGUUUUCGGGCGCCCGUCGGAGCAGCGUCGGCAGUGGAGCGAUGAUGGGCCGGAGUCGCCUCCCCUUGGUCCUCCUGGCUGCAGCCGUCGCCUGUGCAGUGGCGCAGCACGCGCCGCCGUGGACAGAAGACUGCAGAAAAUCAACCUAUCCUCCUUCUGGACCAACCUACAGGGGCCCAGUUCCGUGGUACACCAUAAAUCUUGAUUUACCACCCUACAAAAGAUGGCACCAGUUGAUGGCUGACAAGGCACCAGAGCUAAAGGUUUUAAUGAAUUCCAUGAAGAACAUGGUAAAUGCAUUUGUGCCAAGUGGAAAAGUUAUGCAGAUAGUGGAUCAAAAGUUGCCUGGUCUACUUGGCAACCUUCCUGGCCCCUUUGAAGAGGAAAUGAAGGGAAUUGCAGCUGUUACUGAUAUACCUUUAGGCGAGAUUAUUUCAUUCAAUAUUUUUUAUGAAUUUUUUACCAUGUGUACUUCAAUAAUAACAGAAGAUAAAGAAGGGCAUCUGCUACAUGGGAGAAACAUGGAUUUUGGAGUAUUUCUUGGGUGGAACACAAAUAAUAAUACCUGGGUCGUAACUGAGGAACUAAAACCUUUAACAGUGAAUUUGGACUUCCAAAGAAACAAUAAAACUGUCUUCAAGGCUUCAAGCUUUGCAGGCUAUGUGGGCAUGUUAACAGGAUUCAAACCGGGACUGUUUAGUCUGACACUAAAUGAACGCUUCAGUAUAAAUGGUGGUUAUCUGGGUGUCCUAGAAUGGAUUAUGGGAAAGAAAGAUGCCAUGUGGAUAGGGUUUAUCACUAGAUCGGUUCUGGAAAAUAGUACUAGUUAUGAGGAAGCCAAGAAUAUAUUGACCAAGACCAAGAUACUGGCCCCAGCGUACUUUAUCCUGGGAGGCAACCAGUCUGGGGAAGGUUGUGUGAUUACACGAGACAGGAAAGAAUCUUUGGAUGUAUAUGAACUUGAUCCUAAGCAGGGUCGAUGGUAUGUGGUAGAAACAAAUUAUGACCGUUGGAAACACCCCUUCUUCCUUGACAAUCGAAGGGCACCUGCAAAGAUGUGUCUAAACCGCAUAACCCCAGAGAAUAUCUCAUUUGCAACCCUGUAUGAUGUCCUGUCAACAAAACCUGUCCUCAACAAGCUGACUGCAUUCACAACGUUGAUAGAUGUUGCCAAAGGUCAGUAUGAAGCUUACCUGCGGGACUGCCCGGACCCUUGCAUAGGCUGGUGAGCACACGCCUGGCCUACAGAGUGCACCCUCCGAGACACCAAGGCACGACCGCAGAUGUGGCUGACCAGCGCAGCUGUUGGAUCUUCCAAAGACUCGGACUCAGGACAGGUUCUGUGUGUCUUGAGCUUGUCCUCCAUACAUUUAGUUUACAGACUGUUUUUGCCCUAACAGAUCAUUUUUCUUAUUUACAGAUAACUUCUUAAAAGUGAAGUAAAACAAUCAUCUAGAGUUUUCCAAGUUUCAUUUCACUUUGACAUUUAGGGACAGGGAUGGCCCAUUAAACCAUGUGGGAUCCGCCUCCAUGUAAUACAUCAACAUUCUCUGUGGGUAUUUAAUCCAGUAUGUCUGUGUGAGUACUGUAAAAGCAAAUAGUCCACACUAUUCAGUUUUUCAUUUUUAUCUCAUAUUUGUAUGUUUUUCUAUAUAGCAGUCUUUUCCUCUGGUUCUAACUACUACUAAAAUUAAUAUUCCAUUGUUUUUGCUGUUAAUGACAAUAUAAUUUCACAUGUGAUCAGGGGGAUGAGACAGACAUUCAGCUGUGUAUUUCUUUUAAUGGGCAAUAAAUGGUCCUUUGACUCUACAAAUAGUACUUUCUGGGGUUCAUGAAGUGAGCAGUAUGCAAGGUGGUCUUUUAUACAAAGAAAUGAAGUGUUCCUUUUUUCAUAAUUUCUCUACCUCCCAGUAACCCCAGGAAGUUGCUAACUUCAAAAACUGAAUUUCCAGGUUCUGUGAGUUAGUAAAUAAAUACAUCAAAGACUUGUGCAAAAUAGGAGGUGAACUCAUUUAUUUUAACUUAAGUAUCAUUCAUUUAAUAAACAGGUUUUCAGUUUAUACUUCUGAUCAACAUGUAUUUUUUUUAAACUUUUAGUGUAAUUAUUAAAAAUGUUUUUCAGAAAUCAAAUCUACUUAUGAAAAGUGCCAAUAGAACUUGUUAACCUUUCUAACUUUCACAAAACUGUGAAAUGUACGCCAUUUGUGCAAGACUGUGUUCACUUCGUUUUGUAUAAUCUCAGUUGUAAUCAUGACACUCAAUAAACAGUCAAUGGAA